Sinocyclocheilus grahami is the source of this 1901-nucleotide messenger RNA. RefSeq names its product gastrula zinc finger protein XlCGF57.1-like. Lineage: Eukaryota; Metazoa; Chordata; Actinopteri; Cypriniformes; Cyprinidae. The record is from RefSeq and is a predicted model, not a curated record. Gene Ontology annotation, cellular component: nucleoplasm. The coding region runs from base 117 to 1901 and encodes 594 amino acids. Gene Ontology annotation, molecular function: RNA polymerase II cis-regulatory region sequence-specific DNA binding; DNA-binding transcription repressor activity, RNA polymerase II-specific. Gene Ontology annotation, biological process: regulation of cytokine production; negative regulation of transcription by RNA polymerase II; regulation of immune system process. The transcript has 6 exons.
GUGCUAUGACGUCAUAAGACUGCGCCUCCUGUAUCUGUUGUGAUUCGGCUGAAGAAAGGAAAAGUGUCCAGUUGCUGGUGAAGCGACUGAGAUCCACAUGACACACUAUUGUAAAGAUGGCGUUUAUUAAAGAGGAGAGUGAAGACCUGAAGAUUGAAGAAGCAUUCAGAGACAAACAUGAAGAUACUGAGGAACCAACAGACCUGAUGACACUAAAAGAAGAGAGGCAAGAACUUACAAUGAUAGAAGAGAAAGAUCAAUAUGAGAGACAUGAUUUCAUGAAUGUGGAAAUAUCCAUACAGUCUGAAACAACUUCACCACACAAAGAAGUUCUGAAGACUGAAUCUAACAGAUACUUCACCUGCCAUCGAGAGAAGCCUUUUACCUGCAAUCUGUGUGGGAAGACCUUCACAAAUAAAGCACACCUUGAUUCCCACAUGAGAAGUCACUCUGGAGAGAAGCCUUUUACCUGCAAAUUGUGUGGGAAUAGCUUCACACGCAAAGGAUCUCUUAAGAGUCACAUGGUCAUUCACACUGGAGAGAAGCCGUUUCCAUGUGAUCAGUGUGGAAAGUGUUUCAGACAUAAAGCAACCCUUGUUUCACACAUGAAAACUCACACUGGAGAGAGAACUUGCACCUGCAAACUGUGUGGGAAGAGCUUCUCAAAUAAAUCAACCCUUAAUGCCCACAUGAGAAAUCAAACAGGAGAGAGGCCCUUCACUUGCAAAUUGUGUGGGAAUAGCUUCUCACGCAAAGGAUCUCUUAAGAUUCACAUGGUCGUUCACACUGGAGAGAAGCCAUUUCCAUGUGAUCAGUGUGGAAAAUCUUUCAGACAUAAAGCAACCCUUGUUUCGCACAUGAAAACUCACACUGGAGAGAGUCCUUACACCUGCAAGCUGUGUGGGAAGAGCUUCUCAAAUAAAUCAACCCUUAAUGCCCACAUGAGAAAUCAAACAGGAGAGAGGCCCUUCACUUGCAAAUUGUGUGGGAAUAGCUUCUCACGCAAAGGAUCUCUUAAGAUUCACAUGGUCGUUCACACUGGAGAGAAGCCAUUUCCAUGUGAUCAGUGUGGAAAAUCUUUCAGACAUAAAGCAACCCUUGUUUCGCACAUGAAAACUCACACUGGAGAGAGUCCUUACACCUGCAAGCUGUGUGGGAAGAGCUUCUCAAAUAAAUCAACCCUUAAUGCCCACAUGAGAAAUCACACAGGAGAGAGGCCCUUCACCUGUAAACUGUGUGGGAAGAGCUUCUCCAAAAAAGACAUGAUGGCACUAAAAGAAGAGAGGCAAGAACUUACAAGGAUAGAAGAGAAAGAUCAAUAUGAGAGACAUGAUUUCAUGAAUGUGGAAAUAUCCAUACAGUCUGAAACAACUUCAUCACAAAAAGAAGUUCAGAAGAUUGAAUCUAACAGAUACUUCACCUGCCAUCGAGAGAAGCCUUUUACCUGCAAUCUGUGUGGGAAGACCUUCACAAAUAAAGCACACCUUGAUUCCCACAUGAGAAGUCACUCUGGAGAGAAGCCUUUUACCUGCAAAUUGUGUGGGAAUAGCUUCACACGUAAAAGAUCUCUUAAGAGUCACAUGGUCGUUCACACUGGAGAGAAGCCGUUUCCAUGUGAUCAGUGUAAAUCCAUGAAAUCCGUUCUUCCUCCAUAUACAUUCAGAAAACCAUACCUGAGCAAGUUCUCUGCCAAUGUCUCCCGGGAGUUGAGCACAAUCAAUGAGAGACUUAAGUCUUUGGAAGAAAGACAAACUCGGCAUGAGUCUAACGGCGGCUCGACCGAGGAGUUAAAGAGGAAGAGGCGCUUACAUAAACCCAAAAUUGCGGAGUUCGUCGGCUUCAUAACUCGGAGGCAAAUUGUAGACGCUAUGACCCAGAGCAAGGGUAAGGCUGAAAGAUAA